This is a messenger RNA of Rosa chinensis, 1613 nucleotides long. Its product is annotated as putative F-box protein At5g60060. Lineage: Eukaryota; Viridiplantae; Streptophyta; Magnoliopsida; Rosales; Rosaceae. Bases 228 to 1439 code for a protein of 403 amino acids. Gene Ontology annotation, molecular function: protein binding. The record is from RefSeq and is a predicted model, not a curated record. The transcript has 2 exons.
AUAUUGUGUACAGUAUUACAGUAUAAAUAAUGGGGGGAGAGGCUUUCUUUUUCUCAAUUACUUGGACCUCUUUGGAUCAAGAAGAAGCUAGAGGAAACCAAAGAAAGCCAGAUAAUAAGCUAAAGUUAGAUCUGACUCAAGCUGCUGAUAGCUCCUAGUCAAUUAAACUGCAGAAAGCUCAAACUACUCUAAGCAUUUUCAAUAAAUCUUCUUAUCCAUUGGAAAUUAUGGAUCGAGAUUGGUCAAAUUUGCCUAAGAACCUUUUGGAUUCAGUGGUUGAGAGAUUGAUGGUAACAACAGACUAUAUGCGAUUCAGCCUUGUUUGUAUGUCAUGGUAUUCUGUGGCAAAGGAUAAUAAAAGCAAACUUGCCAUGAUGGCUCCUCCUCCGAUGCUCUUGAUUUAUACUGGGGAAGAAGAUUUAUGGAAAUUAUAUAACGCAAUGGACAACAAGAUCCUUGAUUUGCAAUUGCGAGUGCCAAAUAAGCGGUUAUGUGGAUCUUCAAAAGGGUGGUUAAUAUUUGCAGAUUGGAAUGUUGUGGAUAAGAAUCUCGGAGUAACUCUAGUAAAUCCAUUCUUUAGGGUGAAAGGGAGGAGAGAAAAAGAAAAUUCGGUCAUUCGCCUUCCUCCACUAACACCUCCAGGUUGGAGAAAGUGGGUCAGAGUUCGUCGAAAAAAUAGGGACGAUUGGGUUGAACGUUGUCAAUAUUAUGUACACAAGGCUACACUUUCAGCUGACCCUGCAUCAGAUGCAAACGAUUGCAUUGUAGUAGUCAUAUACGAGGAAAGACUUCGGUUGGCUUUUAUUAGACUUGGUAAAGACAAAACAUGGACUUAUAUAGAUGAAAGAGUGGGCACAAGUGUUAGUAGUAUAGUUAUUAAUGGCUGCCGUGGAAUUGAAGAAGUUGCUCGAGUUGAAGAUAAGUUCUAUGGCGUUAAUUAUGGGAGCGAACUUUAUUCUUUUAAAGUGACUCCUCAGUCUAGCUCAGAUGUGAAAUUGGCUGCUUGCGGUGUUGAACAAAAGGUCUUCGUCAAGAGAUAUCUUGUGGAAGCAAAAGAAAGAGUAAUUUUGAUGGUUCAGAGGUACAUUAAAUUUGAUUAUGAAGUUGGCAAACGUGUGACAAGAAAAUUUAGAAUUUUUGAAUUGAAUUUGGACGAGUGCGAAUGGAUUGAGAAACAGUCGUUAGGUGAUGUUGCUCUUUUCGUCGGAGAUAACUCUUCAGUGUCAGUUUUGGCUUCCAAUUUUCCUACAUGUCAACCAAAUUGCAUAUACUUCAACCAUGAUCGUUCUCGUGCGGGUUGUGAGUUCCCGCCUCAUGAUUUUGGUGUUUAUAAUGUCGUAAGUCAAAGCUUUCUAGACCCUUACCCCACACAUGUCAAGACCAUGGUGGAGACGACUGAUCGUCUACCAAUUUGGAUUAUGCCAACUAUUCAGUUGUAAUGUGUAGGUUCUUCACAAAGCUGUUUUUACUUGAUCUACCAUAAGUUCUUCACAUGCAUGUUAUAUUUGAUAAAAGUGGUGCAACGAUCGAUUGACGUCCUGGGAAGGUCAUGACUGUAUGAAAUUAUGAAUAUAUAUCAUCGAAUUUUAUACAUAUAGUUGGAUUUGCAGCAA